Molecule: messenger RNA, 5687 nt
Organism: Stylophora pistillata
Lineage: Eukaryota; Metazoa; Cnidaria; Anthozoa; Scleractinia; Pocilloporidae
Product: G1/S-specific cyclin-E
Source: RefSeq, a predicted model, not a curated record
UUUAUGGAUCGUGUGCAUAUAUGUGAAAAAUAGUAGUUCCUCUAAGCUUAGAUCGAGGCGACAAGGUAAGGUCUGUCUUCAUUUGCGCAUUUACAAGGGUGGAAACAAGACCAGAUCUAAUACUUGUAACUAUAUUUUACCUCCUGAGUGUCACCUUCUGCAUUUUUGUUAAUCCUGGUCACGGUCGACAGAGUCAUAUGCAUCAGUGGUUGUGUAUUAGUCGGUAUUAAUAUUUUAUUUUACUUCAGUAAAACCUUUAAGAUAUCUUGUACUUCUUUGUCGAUGUUGCAGCUGUCUGCCUUCCAUUAGCGCUUUCCCUUGUCUCUGUAGAAGCAAACUUCGACUUUUCUGUUUUCCUGAAAGAAGUCUAAUUGAGCAGGGAAUGAAGUGCAAGUACAUGAGUAAAAAAACAACCAUUGUCGCCCCUUUGGAGCAAUAAAAAGUGCCUCAAAUUUGUAUACCUCGUUGUAGGUCGAGACUCUUAUUUGCAUUUAAUAAGUGGAAUGAUGGCAACCUUGCUGAAAGUCCAGACACGAGGGCGUCGCAUCCCUAAGUACAACAAUUAGUAGUAGACUAGUCGGCGGGACUUACCCGCGUGCCACUUAUUCAUGAUUUAACGACAACAGUCCGUGAUGGAAAGCUGCACCAGAGUGCGCUUCAUUCUCCACGUGAGAGUGUGCGUUCGAUACUCCCGGCUUCCUGGUCAACCUUCUGUGGCUGCCUGGGCCACAAAUUACUUGGUAGCCCGCGUAUUGUCCGUAGUAGCUAGGUUCAUAAAAGGGAUUAUAUAAGUAGUAAGGAUCUGAAAUCUCGAUCGCUGCAUCGCUUUGAAUGCGUAAGAAGGAAACAACUCUCCUUAGUGGGUAUAGGUACGGCCACAUUUCGCCGUGGGAGGUCUGGGUAAAAGACUGCUAAGAGUUGUAAUGGAAAACUACGGUUUGCACACGGGUAGACAUUAGCCUUGGUCCAAACAGAAAAACCGAUUGCAACGCAGGCACAAGCAAACGAUAACACGAUUACUACGAGGGACAAUUUUUUUUAUAAAUCAAUUAUACCUACAGAUGAAGAAAAUUAAGAGGCAUAAAUAAUUGAAAAGAGACCUAAUCUUCUAGCUCGAUAGCUUUUCCGAAUCUUAUUUCCUGGGUGGGCUUCCGGUUAGUCAUUGGUAUGCUUAGAUAGUAUGACAAUUAAACCACUCACUCUUUAACUGCACAUCAGUAUACUCGUGCGAAUUCUUUUUUUCGUUGAACCGUUUCAUUAAUUCGAACACCCGAUUACUAGCCUGUAGAUGAAUACCAUAAAUUAUCUUGGUACAAACUCGGACAACCUGUGUAUACUCUGGGUGGUGCCCAAAAAGACCCCACAGACACAAUAGAUGGGCGUGUCUCCAUAUCUCUCGUUCACUUUUUCGUGAAACAAACCAAAAUGUGUUCCUUUUCUAUCUCUUACAUAGAAUUAACCAAGGAGCUUUACGUUUCGUAGGAUAAAAGAGUUUAAGUUUGAAAAUUCAUCCUGUCAUUGAUUGCUGUGCGAUUUAUGAUCACGUUUUAUUGGAUUGUGUCAAAUACACUUUUCACGCCAGAGGCGUCCCUUCACGACGCCAAGCACACCCUACGGCCAUUUAACGCUUGAACGGGGAAUGUAUCGUGGACGUGAGGUUUUACAUGUCUACCUCUUUAACCUGUCCUUAAAACAGGCUCAAACAUUGAGACAACAAAACAAUUCAGAUUAUCCAUGCUUAAAAUUUCCUCUACAACCUCCUGAGACAAUAACAUCCGUUUAGAACAGUAUUUGACUCCUACUUGGGUAUUUAUCCGAGUGUUUAAACCUGAAAGUCAUGUUCGUGCCGGCCGGCAUAACUUUUUGUGAGGAUUACUGGCCUUUAUCGAGGUUUCACGUCGCCCCUCUUAUCAGAGUUUGAAAAGGAAGGAUAGUAAAUUGAAACCACAGAAGGGGCACCAACCAGUAAACGCAGCGAAACUGGAAGUACAUACUACGCAAAAAAAAAAAAAAAGAAAGCAGAGAAAAGAGGACAAAUCACGCAAAGGAUGAUAAAACAACUGCCACCACGUUAACAGCCAUGAACAGCUGAUGUGGCCCCCUUUCUGCACGGUAUGGCUCGACCAAAGGGCUCAGGGUUGCCUCAUAGAAAAAUGUAAAUAGAUACGAGUAAACAGCAUUUGUGAUGAUGUGGCAAAAUGUCAUCAUUGGUCUGCAGGUCGGCACAAAGAGAAAGUGGGGCGCAGUUCGAUAAAUAUUACACUAUCACUCCUCUUCACUUUCAACCAGCGUCUCUUUUGGCAGAAUUAAAUAUUCUAUCAGCAGUUGUAGCGAUACGUGAAUAUCGUAGUUUCUUCCUUUGUCACGGACAGUUUAUCUGUACAGCGGCAGUCUUCACGGUGUCACUUGAAUAAGAAGAUUGGUACACAAAUUGAAUCUAAAUUGAGAAAGAUUAGCCAACGAUGGCGCAAUACGCGAUAGUGCGCAAUAUGCGGAAAACUUAUAAAAACCGAAAUUCAUUUAAUUCCCUACUAAAUCGUAAGUAAAUUUAAUCCGAUUUAAGCCAAGAAUUAUGGUUCCAUGAUGCCGGGUAUGGUUUCGUCUUCACCGCAUCGAGCGACAUCACACUUCUGUACCUACUUCUGAGUACUAAUCGUUUUAAAGUUAGGAAUUUUUUAACCAUUAUUUUUAAACAAAAGCUUGCAUAGUUUGUUUUCUUCAAAACACGAGUUUCUCUUAGCCUCAGUCAACCGUGUGAUUGAUUAGUAACUGCCAUGCAUUAGGGACGUCAAUCUUGUGUUUACUUUUUAUGUAAUGUAAUUAACAUUCAAAAAGCGGGGGUCCCUAGCACCGUUUUAAAUAUUCAAACAGCAAUUUCAUCAUCCAAAACUGAAGUUCAUCCUUCCUUAUUCUUGGCGUUUGUGACCCAAAGAAGAUCAAGAUUGGAGAACAUUGAAUUUCCGCAAUUUAAACGUAAUUUUCGGGUUACUUGUGUAUGUGCACGCAAUAGGUCAAUAAAACCAAGCCAGGACUUGUGAAAGCUCUGAAUGCCUUCACUUUCGUUUCUAGCUCUAAUAGUUCUCAAACCUUUUUAUUUUAUUUCUUUUCUUUCAGCUGGCCCCUUUAGGUAUUUUCGUUGCCGAGGCCUAGAGCAGGCUUAUGGAAAAGCGUGACCUUAGUCCCUGGGGUUUGUUAUGCGUGACCUGAUUGGUUCAAAUUAUGGCGGGUAAUUUGUUCAAAAGGGCACGUGGAGAACGUGCACAGAUAAUAUUCGCGCAAAAGUCAUUCAUUCAUACCGAUAGGAGACCUGGACGCGCAAAGGUCUCGAUUGAUUGAUCAAACGGCACAUCUGUAGAAAGCAUAAACAUAAUUUGUAUUCCUCUCCCACUGCAUCGUUCAGUCCGCUUUUCGAUUGAUUUAGUAAAUGGCAAUUGGAAGGUUAGGAUCGUAAAACAGCAGCGAUUGUUUAUUUUAUGAAAGCAAGUGGAUCAUAAACUCUCCACUCAGUGUUUGCUAUAUUAACAGGCAAAUCAAACUGACUUCUUGCUUUGCCCUUGGGCAACUAAUUUUUCAAAUCUGGGAGUGUUCUUGUCCAGAACGUGUAUUUCCACAACUCAUGAUAACUUUUAAGUUCUUACAUAGCUGGUAACAAUUAUAUUUCUAGUGACAGUGCAGCCAAAGACCUCUGCCAUUUGAGAUUGGAUUCCGUCGAGGAAGCGAAAACACGAAAGAGGAGGGCAAAAGGCUUCUUGUUCCAGAGGAGCUGUAAGCAAGCGGACGAGAGCGGCACUUCAAGAGAAGAAAACCCAGAUGUCUGUGCAACCAUUUUGUAAUACUGAGGGAAGCAUUAGUGGAUUUUCAAGGAUUGAAACAAGAAGUCAACGACAGUCAAAGGCGUUGAAAGAACACACAGCAAGCAAUUCUCUCCCUGACUUUGGAAAAUCUAGUAGUUUCACCUUCAGCAAUUACUUUAUACCAGUUGUUAAGAGUGUUAUGCCUCUUCCUGAGCUUGAUUGGGCAGAUCCCAAAGAAGUGUGGGCAAUAAUGCUUGAGAAAGAGAGAAAGUAUUCUAGAGACCCUCUGUAUUUUAGAAAACAUAAAUUUAUCCAGCCAAGAAUGCGGGCAAUUCUGCUGGAAUGGCUAACAGAGGUUUGUGAAGUUUAUAGACUGCACAGGGAAACAUAUUAUUUAGCAGUGGACUUUGUGGAUAGAUACCUGUCAGUUAAACAUGACAUUGCUAAGCAGAGACUACAACUUGUUGGAACAACAGCUUUGUUUAUUGCUGCUAAGAUGGAGGAAAUUUACCCUCCCAAAAUAAGCGAGUUUGCCUAUGUCACUGAUGGUGCCUGUACAGAAAAUGAGAUCCUAGAUGAAGAACUACUCAUGUUAAAGGGGUUAUGUUGGAAUUUAACACCAAUCACUGUCAAUUCAUGGUUAAAUAUUUAUUCACAGUUGUCUAGCUUAACAAGUAAAAACAUCAAAACAUCAAACUUCAACAUCCCUAGCUAUUCACAACCAAGAUUUGUUCAAGUUGCACAACUAUUAGAUCUGUGUACCCUGGAUGUUGGUUCACUGCAGUUCUCUUACAGUAUUCUGGUGGCGUCAGCUCUCUACCACAUGCUUCCUGUUGAUGUUGAAGAAGUCACAGGACAUUCACCAGAGGAACUUCACCCAUGUAUUCACUGGAUGACAUCUUUUGCCCAUGUCAUUAUGGAGAAAGGAGUGGCAACUACAAAAAGUUUUGAGCAAGUUCAACGCGAAGAUGCUCACAACAUCCAAACUCAUGCAGUAGACAUAGCAUUACUUGAUAAAGCUCAAGCUCUUCAAAGCACUCUUGUUAGAGAAACAACAGAAAACAGGUCAAGAUCUCCAAACCUUGAAUCCUUUAAACCCCUUACCCCGCCAAGCAGCACAAAAAAACCUGCCUUAGACUCUGUCAUAAUGAUAGAUUGAAGCAAAGUAGGUCUACUUUGAACUUUAUUCAUGCUCUACUUUAUCUCUAGAAUGCUUUCUUAGGGUUUCACAAUGAGACCAAAAUAUCAUUUGGUAAUUGUCACGCUCUCCUUGUGAUGUUAGCUCUAUUACCCCCAGCAGUGAUCAAAAAUGAAUUAUUGCAAUUGUCUUCACAAUUUCAAGCAGAAAAUUAACAUCAAGAAUCAAGUAAACAUCAAGUAGGCAACACUGCUUAAUUUAGCACCAGGAGACUUAGAUCUAAUAUUAUAAGAAAUGUAUAGCAAAUAGUGUGAACAAUUGAUACUUAGCUCCUGGAAUUGCAAGCAGUAACAAUCAGGUAAUUUACUAAAAUGUGGCAUAGGUCACAAAAAAACUUUGGGAUAGAGACGGAUGUUCACCAAAAUGAUAUUGACAAUGCAAUCUCUACCAUUAGUACUUUUAACUCAGGAUUCUUAGAGUUGUUCAGACAAUGAAGUGAACUAAAAUCUUGUUUGGUCCAUUUUGCAUUUUGAUCCCAGUUAGGAAUCUUCCAACUAUUUUACCAUCAGGUGUUCUUUUGUGUGUCUACCCUUUUUAAUAUUUGUACAUAUUUUUAAAGAAACCUUCAAAAGUAACAAAUGUAAAGUUGGACUGACCAUUUGCUAAGUGUGUACCUGGAGCCUACAUUUUUAUUUCUUAUAACUUUUUUUUAUAAAAACAAAACCACAUUUGUAAUAGACAUAAGACCAGGGCUC